AUGGAUGCCAUGCCGAACACCUCCGCCCGCAUCAACAAGUUCGCCGGAACAAACUUCCAUACGUGGAAGUUCAAGAUGCAGCUGGUGCUGGAGGAGCUAGACCUGUGGGAUAUCGUGAGUGGGAAGGUAAAUCUUGAGCACUGCGUGUCGACAUUGGACCAAGCACCGUUCAAGCGGAAGUCGCGUAAGGCACUGGCGAUCAUCUGCCUUGCAAUGGAGGACUCGCAGUUGCCACUGGUGCGCUCGGCGGAGAAUGCGUAUGAUGCAUGGUCGCGUCUGGAGGGACACUACGAGAAGAAGAGCUUGGCUAAUAAGCUCUUUCUUCGUCGCCGUUUCUUCACGACAAUGAUGGGAGAAGGUGAUGACGUGCUAGAGUACAUCAACAAGCUAAAGACCCUGGCGGAGCAGCUCGACGCGGUUGGUGCUCUGGUCAGUGAAGACGACUUGGUCAUCACUCUUUUGGCCAGUCUCAGCGAGUCCUAUCAAUUCCUGAUAAAUGCGCUGGAGUCAAGAUCCGACUCGCUGACAUGGGAUUUAGUGACUUCUCGGCUGAUGCAUGAAGACCUGAAGCGCAAGGCGCAAGGUGGCGGAGUCGAUGGAUCCGUGCAUGGGCAAGCUCAAGCGUUCAUGUCAAGAGACAACAAGCGAAACGGACGACCGGUAAGAAGACUGGUGCGUGCCACAAGUGUGGGAAACAAGGACAUUGGAUUGCGGAGUUCCCCUCGCGGAUCCAAGAAGACGCGGAACGAUAUCGUUUACAGCCACAUGACGAGCUCCAAGAAGUUCAUGAAGAACUACAAGGUCUUCAAUCCGGUCGAUGUGCACUUGGCAGACGAUGGUGUCUUUCAAGCGAUCGGAAAAGGCGACAUCAUGAUGUCAAUGUUGACGCCACGCGGUACCAAGAAAGUUGUGCUCGCGGACGUGUGGCAUAUCCCGAUGUUAUCGCGUAAUCUGUUCUCCGUGGGUAGAUUUUUUAAGGACGUCGGGCCAGUCACCUUCGAAACCAACGGAUGCUUCGCGGAGACAAAAGGUGUCAAGUGGAAUCUCGGUGCUCGCGAAGGCAAAGUGCUUUUCAAACUCUGCAUGACGCCAGAAGCGUCUAGCGAGGCAAACGUGUCAAGUUUGAAUGAUUGUAAAAGGGGUACCGGGUCGCAUCUCUGGCAUCUUCGGCUUGGUCACAUCGGCCACGGAGGACUUGACGCCAUCGUCAAGAAAGGUCAUGGAGCCGGCAUUGACUUGGCCUUGGUGAACAAAUGGGAGACUUGCAGCGGGUGCGCACUCGGCAAGCAAACACGAGUGAGCUAUAUGUCGAAGUCUCCUGAAAAAGCAAAGGCGUUGCUGGAGGUCAUUCACAGUGAUGUGUGUGGACCCAUGCAAACCUGUACCUAA
Messenger RNA from Peronospora matthiolae, 1389 nucleotides. The record is from the annotation of a GenBank genome assembly. NCBI's taxonomy places the organism in Eukaryota, Oomycota, Peronosporomycetes, Peronosporales, Peronosporaceae.